Messenger RNA from Neltuma alba, 2148 nucleotides. RefSeq names its product DEAD-box ATP-dependent RNA helicase 38. The coding region runs from base 147 to 1640 and encodes 497 amino acids. The transcript has 8 exons. The record is from RefSeq and is a predicted model, not a curated record. Gene Ontology annotation, molecular function: ATP binding; nucleic acid binding; RNA helicase activity. NCBI's taxonomy places the organism in Eukaryota, Viridiplantae, Streptophyta, Magnoliopsida, Fabales, Fabaceae.
UGGCGGCGAGGGAAAACUCUGCUAUAAAAUGUCGCCCCAAUUAAAUCUUGCGUCAUUGUAAUUUUGGAGUGGACAGGAUAUCCCAGUAGCUUCGCGUUCCCUCCAAAACCCCUCCCAUAGCUUAGCUCAAAGACACACACAGAGCUAUGGCGGAAUCGGUUUCUGGUGAUUCCUCCAACCACACUACUCCGGCACCGGCUCCGGAUCACAAAAGCUGGGCUGACGAGGUGGAAGAAGAAGUUCCAAAAGAAACGAGUGAAGCCACUGAGAGCUCGUCGACAGUCUCGGCCCUUAACGUUGAUGAAUUAACAAUCGACGAGAAAAAGAAGAGUCCCAAGGUUUUGGACGAACCCGAUGAUUCCAGUAUUCAAGCGGUUUCAUCGGGCGAUACUCCGUAUAAUUCAGCGAGUACCUUUGAAGAUUUAAAUCUAUCCCCGGAGUUGCUAAAGGGAUUGUAUGUUGAGAUGAAAUUCCAGAAGCCUAGCAAGAUUCAAGCUAUCAGUUUGCCGAUGGUUCUGAACCCUCCUUACAAGGAUUUGAUCGCUCAGGCACAUAAUGGAUCUGGCAAGACAACUUGUUUUGUGCUUGGGAUGCUGAGUCGUGUUGAUCCCAAGGUGCAAGCCCCUCAGGCCCUUUGCAUUUGUCCAACAAGAGAAUUGGCUAUUCAGAAUAUGGAAGUUCUUCGAAAGAUGGGGAGGUACACAGGGAUUGGUUCUGAAUGUGCCAUUCCUACAGACAGCAGAGAUUCUAUUCCAAUAUCAAAACGACCACCCAUAAUGGCACAAGUAGUGAUUGGGACUCCUGGCACGAUUAAGAAAUGGAUGUCAUAUAAGAAGCUGGGUGUAAGCAGAUUGAAUAUUUUAGUUUUUGAUGAGGCUGAUCAAAUGCUUGCUGAGGAUGGUUUCAAAGAUGAUUCCUUGAGGAUAAUGAAGGAAAUAGAGAAAGUCAAUCUGCAUUGUCAGGUUCUUCUCUUUUCAGCUACCUUUAAUGACACUGUCAAGAAUUUUGUUUCAAGGGUAGUUAAGAAGGAUCAUAAUCAACUUUUUGUGAAGAAAGAAGAACUGUCCUUACAGGCGGUGAAGCAAUACAAGGUCAACUGUCCCGAUGAGCUCUCUAAGAUUGAUGUGAUCAGAGAUUACAUAUUUGAGAUAGGAGAGAAUGUUGGGCAGACUAUUGUAUUUGUGCGCACAAGAAACAGUGCUAGUAUGCUGCAUGAAUCACUUGCAGAUUUGGAGUACGAAGUUACUUCCAUACAAGGUGCUCUUGACAAUAAUGAGAGAGACAAGAUUGUCAAGGAGUUCAGGGAUGGUUUGACUCAAGUUCUUAUAUCUACUGAUGUUCUUGCUCGAGGUUUUGAUCAGCAACAGGUGAAUUUGGUUAUCAAUUACGAUCUCCCUGUAAAACAUACUGCUGAGUAUACCCGUGAACCAGAGCCUGAUUAUGAGGUAUAUUUGCACAGGGUUGGUAGGGCAGGACGUUUUGGGCGAAAGGGUGCUGUAUUUAACCUGAUAUGUGGUGAGGGGGAUGAAAAUCUUAUGGAAAAAAUUGAGAAACAUUUUGGCACCCCUGUAGCUGAGGUCCAACAAAGAAACGUUGAUGAUUAUAAACGCGCUCUUAGAGAGGCUGGUUUACUGCAAUAAUAUGGAUCGCUGUAGUUGAAGGAUGGAUAACUCUGGCUGUCACUGGAAUGUGACUGUUUACUGGUCUUGCGAUGUGCUCUGCCUCGAUUUGUUGUAUGUGUGCGCACUUAGAGAGUUUUGUUAUUCUUUUUCUUCCUCGGUUUUUACUCUCUUGAACAGAGUCUCUCGGUUGUGGAAAUUUUGCACUGUAAUUUGUUGGCUGUCGUGUGAUGGUGAUGGGGAUUAUUUGAAUAAACUUAUUUAUCUUGUAGUUUUGAUGUCUCUGUAAGAUGCUGAUUAUCGCCAAGGACCAUCAGUUCUGUAGGUGAAUGGUCCCAUCGUCCUUUAUUGGAGAAGGGACAGGAACAUUUUUGGGAAAGAAGAAAUGAGCGGCAGUCACAGCGAGAACUAACAUCGUUCCUUUGUCAUGUAAAUACUGUUAGCUUGUAUAUUGCUUGACUUUGUAUGGUUUAUUUUGCGUGAAAAUUAUCCAUUUCAUUCAUAAAAAGAAAAACAACGUUCCUUUGUA